AUGGCGUCCACUUCCGCAGCUGCUUCUAGCAGCGAUUUGACCUACUCAGAUCCGCGCACCUCGCAGCCUCGCAUGGCCUAUCCUUUCGGAUCAGACGACCAAACGCCCAGCACGGCAGACGAGUCGGACGACCCACCCUCCUUCUUCGUACGCGCCCUUUACGACUUUGAGUCGAAUGACGCCAGCUCCCUGUCCUUCCAGAAAGGUGCUCUCAUCGAAGUUCUUACACAGCUCGAGUCAGGAUGGUGGGAUGGUCUUCUCGAUAAUCAGGUUCGCGGCUGGUUUCCCUCGAACUAUGUCGAAGCUAUUUCGGAUCAGGAGGCAGAAGCCGAGCUCUUCGCUAGGGCGCAGAUGCACGCACAAUACAGCUUAGGCGUCACGCCUCAGCUGACCACCGACACCGACACCUUUUCACGUCUCGGCCUUGGUUCGGGCUUCGAUGGCCUGCAAGCUCUCAUCAAAGGGGACGGAAUCGGCAACAGUGACGCCUUCAGCCAGCUCGCUGAAGCGGCUAUGCGUGAUCCUCACAGACGCAGCUUGAACCCAGCGAGCCCGCAACUCGGCGACAUGGCUUCCAUGCAUCUCACCCAUGCAUCGCCAUACCAACACGUUCUGGACACUCGACAGAGCAGCUCGUCCCGUUCUCACCCAACAAAUCCCAAUUUCGGUGCCACGUCCGUGUCAGCUCAGCAGCUUGCCUUGGAGCAUGACCGGGAACGUGCUAGAGCUGCUACCGUCUCGAAUCCGGUCGAAGGAGGCUCCUUUGCUUCCCAAUCCUUGGCGGCUGCAGCUGCAGCUCGACCGCGAGCAGCCACGGGCUCGCAAGCCGACCGCACGGGCGGCAACGUCUUGGCGUCAAAGGCAUCGCUGCGAGAUCAGGCCCACCGUACGGGAGCCUCACAAGUGCCAACGAACGGCAUCGGCGCACAAAGCAACGCCGCAACGCUGUCCUCGUCCAGCAAGUUGCACCCACAGCCCAUGUUCCGUUCAGUCUCGUCCAGCCAGAAUAGCUCGGCGAGCUCUCGCAAAGAGUUACUCGACGCUUCAGAUCGCAGCAGACCAACAUCACUGAGCGCCGCGUCAGGAUCGCGGCCAUCUUCCACCAGCAGCAAUAACACGGCCAUCUUUCAGAAUGGGUCCGCCCCGGUUCGAGCUCCCAUCACCAACACGGCCGAUCGAAUGCCGAACCCUGCUACUGUGCCAAAGCCCUGGAGGUUGCGCGUCACAGACGACGAAAAGUAUUUCUUCUACGUGCAUAGUUCGACCAACGAGAUUCGAUGGAACUUCGCAGAUGCAAAGACAAAGCUCACCCUCCUAUCCAGCGUCACUCCUCGAAGUCGCUCACCGAGACAUCCCAUCAUCUCGGACACUGUGCCAGUCGAGAAAGGAGUUGCGAGUUCGGGCGCCGGCCUCGACGUAUCUCGCGGCCUGUCGAGUUUGCAAAUUGACUCGGACGAUUCUGACAUCGAGGGCGAUAUGAAUCCUCGACUGCCAGGCAAGCCGCCCAGACCGCCUCGUCCCGACCUCAGUCGCCGUGGUAGCACAUCCUCCAGUCUCGCCGCCGUGCUCCAGCAUCCAGCGCUCUCACAGCCGUCGGUCUCGCCAGCGACGCUGCUGCAAGACGAGACAGCAGCGUACGAGCUGCAGAAGGCACUGGCACCAUCGCCGCCGCAACCCAUCAAUCUGCUGGUCCGCCGUGCCAACGACGUCAUCCGCCAGCUGGCAGCCAUCGCUACAGAGCAGAUCGGUACCAAUGGCCUCGCAGAGGCGGACGUGUCGUACAAGAGUGCGGCAGCUGGCGGUGUCUAUCUGCCAAGACUGGCACACGCCACAGCCAGCGUUGUGACCGCCAUCAGAGAGGUGCUCUAUGCCACCGGCUCGCUCUCACUGUCCAACACUGAUCUUGCGCCCAUCUCCAAACUCGUCACCAAGGAUUCACAUCGAAUGGAACAGAGUAAAGCCUUGUCAGACUACGCGGAUCCUACCACGGGAGUCGAUCUCGAUGCAUAUUCCAAGAUCCUCACUACGCUCUACACUUCGACUCCCGCAGCCGAAGCUGCCACAUUGCAUCUGCUCGGCGUCAACCCGAAGGACUCGAUUGCACCGACUCCGGCGACCCUGCAUCCGAUCGGGCGCAAGCUCAAUGCAGUCGUCUCCAAGCUCGUGCUAUCCUCGCGCCAGGUCAUCGACCACACCGUCACCCUUGCCUCGUCGCCAACCUCCAGCAUGGAAAGCACCAUGACCGACCUUGACGCAGACGUCUUCUCCAAGCUCUACCAGUGCAGGCAGCGGCUUCGCGAAGACGCCCUCGAGCUAAUGCGCACGCUGCAGAGCCUGAGCUCUGAAGCUGAAAAGGCCAGGAGCACCGCACUCGGAGCGUCACACAGUCGAGGCUGGCUACGUAGGGUCGAGGGCAGUCUCGAGAGCGAUUUGGGGCUCAACGGGGUCGGUGCUGCGUCGUUCGGCAGCGGCAUGGCCGCAGGCUGGCUCGGAAACGGCUUUGUGCUGCCAUCCAAAUACGAGAUUGGCCUUAUCAAGGCAGAGAGCAAGGGCGCGCGCAGCAACCCGUUCAAUCAGCGAAGGGAUGUGGAAUCUGCAGUGGUGCGGGGCUUACUGACCCUGCGACGGGUCCCGGAGAAGCGACUGGACCAGCAGAUGAUCGCGCAGCUCCAGCAGAUCCUGGCACAGCUCGAUGCUACGAAAGACACGAUCGCACAGGCGACACAGGGCAGACAUGUCGCCGCAUCAGCGACGUCGCUGCUCUCCCGAUUUGGUUCGAUGGAAACACUCGUGGAAAGCAUCGAUCUUGCCUCGGGUCUGGAUGUCGACGGGCCGGACGCCAAGGACGCAGACUCCUCGCCGAUCAACGAACGCAAUGCCGCAAAUGCCGUCAAGGCGCGCGAACUGAUGCAACGCUUUGUGGUGCUCAAGCAGGCAGCCUAUGAUGCAUCUGGCUUCCUCUUCAUUGCUGUGCAAGAGCACGACGGCGCUCGUUCUCCUGCAAACGCGGCAAUCGUAGAGAAGGAGGCUGUGAAGCUGGUCAAACUGUCUUCAGCCGUCGUUGAGACGUUGGUAAAACUCGCCAAGGUGGGCGAAGAGCAGCUGAAAGACGCAUCGCCUUUCCUCGGCGCACGCGCAUCAGUGCACGGCACGGAGGAUGGCAUCACCAUGCCGGCGACGGGUGUCUUCUCUCGCAAGGUCAACACGACCAGCAACGGUCUUGACGUGGAGAUCGAGCAGAUGGCGCGCUACGGCAAAGGCGACGAGGACGAGACCGAGGAAGAGACUGACUUCAUGUACCUCGGCCCUGGCAUCGUUGUGCCCAAUGGGCCCAGGGCGAGAUCAGGAAGCCGCGCCACCUCGGGCUCGACGGCCGUUGUCUCCCCCGUCACAAGUCUUGCUCCCGGUCGGGGCGGUAGUGGCUCGAUCUACGCCCCAAGCGGCCAUCGUCAACGGUCUGGGUCGGUCGCUACGGGUGGCUCUGGUGCGAGCCGAAUCCUCAGUCGCCGGGGCACGCUCGUCGACGGGCAGCUUCCUGGUCAGAGCAUCGACGAGGACGCGGAAGCCUACCGCACCAACAGCGCCAAGCUGCGUCGUUUACUUGGCGAUGAUGCGCCGCUCAUCCACACCACGACGCACGACAGCGAGCACAGCGCCGGCACGACGUCGACGUUGGCCCGGCGUCGGGAGGACGAGGUGCCAUGGUUCCUCGAGCCGGACUACAUGGGCGACGACAUUGUCAUUGCCCAAGACGGCUCGGUGAAGGGCGCGACGCUGGAAGCGCUACUGGCACGGCUGACAAUGCACAACUCGUUCGACGCUUCGUUCAACAACACAUUCCUCAUGACGUACCGGUCGUUUACCACGACGCAGACGCUGUUGGAUCUGCUAGCGCAGCGAUUCCGCAUUCUACCACCCGAAGACUUGACGGAGGAGGAAUUGGUGCUGUGGACGGAGAAGAAGCAGAUCCCGAUCCGACUCAGGGUGUUCAACGUGCUCAAGAUGUGGCUCGAGCUGUACUUCUACGAAGGCGAGGACGAGCCGUAUCUGGACCAGGUGCGACGAUUCGCGAUCGAAGAGAUGGGCGAGGCGGCGUCGAUGAAGGCGCCAUCCCAACAUCUACAGCGGUUGGUGGAGAGGCGACAGGGCGAUGGCGAGCAGAUGAUCCGCAAGAUGGUCCUCCCUGAUUCGGCACCGGCGCCGAUCCUGCCAAAGAACAUGAAGAAGCUCAAGUUCCUCGAGAUCGACCCCUUGGAGUUGGCACGGCAGCUGACGCUCAUCGAGUCGCGCCUGUACAACAAGGUGAAACCCGCCGAGUGUCUGGGUCUCAAAUGGACCAAGCCGGGCAACGAUGUCCACGCCAAGGGCAUCAUGGACAGCAUCACGACGCACAACCGUAUCUCUGGCUGGGUGGCCGAGACGAUUCUAGCGCAGGAAGACCUCAAGAAACGUGCUGCGAUCAUCAAGCACUUUAUCAGCAUCGCCGACCGCUGUCGGGCGCUGAACAACUUUUCGGGCAUGUGGGCGAUCGUCUCCGCCCUCUCCACCGCACCCAUCCACCGCCUGCGUCGCACCUGGGAUGCCGUAUCCCAAAAACACGUGCUGAUGUUCGAAUCGCUCGAGACGUUGACGUCAGCCAGCCGCAAUUGGGCCAACUACCGCGAGCUGAUCCACAAACUCAAUCCCCCCUGCGUCCCCUUCCUCGGCCGCUAUUUGGGGGAUCUCACCUUUAUCGAAGACGGCAACCGCGAUCGCCUGAAGGAAAACGAUGCGCUCAUCAACUUUGGCAAACGCCAAAAGACGUCGGAAGUCAUUCGCGAGAUCACCAUCCACCAGUCCACACCGUACAACCUCGCCGUGGUACCAGCACUCGAGGCGUUCAUCGAGAAAAGUCUGGUCGAUGCGAGCAAUGCCGACGAGCUAUAUCAUCAGAGUUUGGCAUUGGAGCCGAGAGAGAGGGAGGACGAGAAGAUUGCACGCUUGUUGCAGGAGAGUGGAUUUUUGUAG
Molecule: messenger RNA, 5007 nt
Organism: Kalmanozyma brasiliensis GHG001
Lineage: Eukaryota; Fungi; Basidiomycota; Ustilaginomycetes; Ustilaginales
Product: Ras-like guanine nucleotide exchange factor, N-terminal
Exons: 2
Coding region: 1-5007 (1668 amino acids)
Biological process (GO): positive regulation of GTPase activity; Ras protein signal transduction
Cellular component (GO): plasma membrane
Molecular function (GO): protein binding; guanyl-nucleotide exchange factor activity
Source: RefSeq, a predicted model, not a curated record